Molecule: messenger RNA, 1085 nt
Organism: Rhodamnia argentea
Lineage: Eukaryota; Viridiplantae; Streptophyta; Magnoliopsida; Myrtales; Myrtaceae
Product: elongator complex protein 6
Exons: 6
Coding region: 58-837 (259 amino acids)
Biological process (GO): tRNA wobble uridine modification
Cellular component (GO): elongator holoenzyme complex
Source: RefSeq, a predicted model, not a curated record
AGGGUAAGCUACUGAGAGGGAGGAAAGAGAGAGAGAGAGAGAGAGAGAGAGAGAGAGAUGGACAACCUGCUCGACCGAGCGCUGGGACUGGACGGACGCAGCGACCGGUGGCCCCUCCGUGGCAAGCUGGUUCUCGUCGAAGACUGCGUGGAGACGGGCGGAGCAUUCGUCAUCCACCACAUCAUCAAGCGCUUUCUCUCUCCUCAGUCCUCUGCUUUUUCUAACAAUUCCCUCAUCUUGGUCGCCUUCUCUCAGCCUCUCUCUCACUACGAUCGCGUCCUCCGAAAACUGGGCUGCAAUUUAGUUGCCCAAAGGGAUAACAACAGAUUUUUGUUCUUUGACAUGCUCAAUCUCCGCUUCCCAGACAGAGAAGAUGCGAAAAUUGGAAGCAGUGUUCUUGUUUCCCUCUUUGAGAAAAUAUACAACGCAGUCUGUGCCUUAUCUGCAGAAAAUAGCUGCAUUACCAUCGUGAUAGAUGAUAUUGCUCUUAUGGAGGUGGUGGCUAAUGGUUCUUCAGAUAGUGUCUUGGACUUCCUGCACUACUGCCGCACUUUAACAUCAGAAUUCGAUUGUUCAGUAGUUGCUCUCAAUCAUGGGGAUAUCUACUCGAGCAUGGAAAAGCCUAUGCUUAUGUUGAAUCUGGAGUACCUAUCUAAUAUUUUGGUGAGAGCAGAACCUUUGGCUACUGGUUCAGUAGUUGACGUGCACGGACAGUUGAUGGUUUUCGAUAAGGGCGAGCGUGACAGGCAGGGGACUUCAGGCAGCAAGAUACAUAACUUCCAUUUCAGGGUCAAGGAAAAUAGUGUGGACUUUUUCUAUCCCGGAGGCCGUGGCUGAUGAGAGCUGCAGCUGUGGGACAUUGGGAACAUAUUUUACCUUUCACAUGUACCACAAAGGGGGCAAUUGGCAAUUGUUCAAUGCACGUGCUCUUGUUACCUAUGUGAUGGACAAAAGCUGUUAUUUACUAGCAUAUGGGAAAGUCAGGAUAAUAGCAAUUAGAUCUAUAAGCUGACUUGAUGGAGAGUGGAGAGGCCUUCUUUGGCACAUGUUCUAGUCAGACUUGUCAUGAAAUCUGAUUGCCUUUG